AUGAGGAUGAAAUCAUGGUCGCCCACCCGUCACCGGAAACAGCACAAGGAUGGGUCGGGGCGCUGCUAUCUCAUGGAGCUCCCCACGGAGCUAUUGCUGGAGAUCGUCUCCCACUUAACCCUGGUCCCCGAGGCAGCAUUGGCCCUCACCUGUAAGCGCAUGCUAGCCAUCUCGGGCAGCAUUCUGAAAUCACAAUCACUCCGGUUCGGUCGAGACUUUGCGCCUCUUUUCCACCACUAUCGGAAUGGACACAACUUUGCCACCCCCCGAUGGCAAUUUCUCAAUUUGCUGGAAGAUGGGCGGUGGCAUAUAUGCUCUAAAUGCUUGAAAUUGCACCCUCGGGCGGCUUUCACCAGUCGAGAGCUGAGGCGAAAACCUGAGCAUCGCUCAUGCAACCUUGGUGACCUAGCUGGAAUCGUGGACCUGUGUCCCUGCAAGAAGCUCACAUUCCGGGACAAGUUGGAUUUGAUAGAUCACCUCUCUUCGUACCGAUACUGCUGGCACUCAUGCCUUGAAAAUUACGGACCCACACAAAUGAAGAUCUCGAUCUACCCAGAACUUGACGAGAAUGACCAAUUGCGGGUGCGAACUGAGUACGAAAUGACCACAGAAGCAGGUCAAGUGGGCAAGGAAGCGUACAUGACACCCCGAUUUGGCUGCGCCCAUCGAUCAGUCGACCUUUGGCUUUCGAGCGUCCAUCAAACCAGCGUCUGCCGUCUGUUCGACUCAUACUGCACCUCGUGCCGCCGUAUCUCCGUUUGCGGUGCCUGCAACACAUCCUCAAGUGCCCGCGGAAACAACCAUACAACUCGGGCGAAUUGGGCCGAGAUACCUUUCACUUCCUCACGCAGCGCAACCUCGGCGGCUCGAAACCCGUUCCUGACGACAAAUGGGCGUCACAACGAAUUCAUCCAGCUGAACCUACCAUUGGCGUGGAGAAUUGCAAUGAGCUCUGUCCGUGGACUGUUCGAGAACAUCCGCCCUUGA
Molecule: messenger RNA, 987 nt
Organism: Penicillium oxalicum
Lineage: Eukaryota; Fungi; Ascomycota; Eurotiomycetes; Eurotiales; Aspergillaceae
Exons: 2
Coding region: 1-987 (328 amino acids)
Molecular function (GO): protein binding
Source: RefSeq, a predicted model, not a curated record